Molecule: messenger RNA, 5392 nt
Organism: Cydia fagiglandana
Lineage: Eukaryota; Metazoa; Arthropoda; Insecta; Lepidoptera; Tortricidae
Product: ATP-dependent translocase ABCB1-like
Exons: 23
Coding region: 173-3964 (1263 amino acids)
Biological process (GO): transmembrane transport
Cellular component (GO): membrane
Molecular function (GO): ABC-type oligopeptide transporter activity; ATP hydrolysis activity; ATP binding
Source: RefSeq, a predicted model, not a curated record
GAUACCGAUAUCGCGUUUGUGAUUGGGACGCCACGGACGUGGCGCUUAGUUUUUUAAUCCAUUUUAUUCACUAUUUUUAAAUUUACGUGUCAAAUAGUUUUAGCUGCAUAAUAUAUCAAUAACAGAACGAUAACAGUGUUAGUAGUGAAUUAAUUUGAUGUGAAAAAAUAAAAUGAAGCGUUCCGGUACUUAUAAAUUUGGUCAAGACCACAGACCGAAGCAAAACAAUACAGAUCUCUCAAACGUGCAGUUUACAGAUGGAAAAGCAGAUUCGGAAAAGGAUGCACCUGAAAGCGAAGCAAAAGAAGACGUCCCUAGCAUAUCGUUUUUCACAUUAUAUCGAUUCGCGACCACAAAAGACAAAAUCUUCAUAUUUCUGGCGAUAAUAUGUUCAAUGCUGGCCGGAACCACGACGCCCUUCAACACAUUGCUAUUCUCCUCCUUACUCCAAAGCAUGGUAGACUACGGUAUCUCAGUAAUGAUGGGUGCCCCUGAUGACGACGCUUUCCUCAAAGCGAUACUCGACUUUGCUAUAUACAACUGUUCCUUGGGCGUGGCACUUGUGAUCCUAUCCUAUCUUGCUACAGUUCUAAUGAACAUAGCCGCUUAUAAUCAGGUCUUCAAAAUACGACAGGAAUACUUGAAAGCAGCAUUAAAUCAAGAUUUUGAAUAUUUCGAUACUCAUCAAACCGGAGAUUUUGCUUCUAAAAUGUCCGACGAUGUGGUAAAAGUGGAAGACGGUAUGGGGGAGAAAUUGGGCACAUUUAUAUUCUUUCAAUCGGCUUUCAUCAGUUGUAUAACUAUGGCUUUAAUAAAGGGUUGGAAACUGGCACUCCUGUGUUUGAUAUCCUUUCCAGUGACGCUGUUUCUCGUUGGACUUGCCGGAUUGAUAUCUUCUAAUCUAUCCAAGAAGGAAGCUAAAGCAUCAGGUAAAGCAGGAUCUAUAGCCGAAGAAGUGAUCAGUGCAGUCCGCACGGUUUACGCGUUUAGCGGACAGCAAAAAGAAAUAGAAAGAUAUCAAGGGCACUUGCAAAAUGUAAGAAGCAUAAAUAUUAAGAAAGGGUUAUUCAACGGCAUGGCAAUGGGAACGCUGUUCUUCUGCAUUUUCUGCGCAUAUGCUCUAUCGUUCUGGUUCGGUUAUAAACUUCUUUCGGACCCUGAGGAGAACUACGACGUGGAAACUAUGAUUGCUGUAUUUUUCGGAGUAAUGAUGGGAUCUGCCAACUUCGGUAUAUCGUCGACACUGAUGGAAGUAUUCGGGAUAGCAAAGGGUGCCGGCGCGCAGAUCUUCUUUGUGAUCGACAAUGUGCCUUCGAUCAACCCACUGCUGGACCGCGGUGUCACCCCCAGUUCCAUUGACGGCAACAUCGAGUUGAAGAACGUUUUCUUCCACUAUCCUUCAAGAUCUGAUGUCCCAGUGCUGAAGGGGGUAGACCUCAGAGUAAAGCGAGGUCAGUCAGUGGCGCUCGUCGGGCACUCAGGCUGUGGCAAAUCUACCAUCAUCCAGCUCUUAUCCAGAUACUAUGACGUCAUUGACGGGAGCGUGCGUGUGGACGGACAUGACGUACGAGAGUUGUCAGUGCGGUGGCUACGUGCGCAGAUUGGAUUAGUGGGACAAGAACCUGUGCUGUUCAACACGACCGUCCGCGAGAACAUCCGCUACGGCCGAGAGGACGCCUCCGACGCCGACAUAGAGGCUGCCGCAAAGCAGGCCAACGCGCACCAGUUUAUUUUGAAGCUUCCCAAGGGCUACGACACGCUGGUCGGAGAACGCGGUGCUUCAAUGUCAGGUGGACAAAAGCAGCGUAUUGCCAUCGCCCGCGCUUUGGUGCGCAACCCUAGCAUCCUGCUGUUGGAUGAGGCCACCAGCGCUCUUGACACUUCGUCAGAAGCGAAAGUACAAAAGGCACUCGAUAAGGCCCAGGAAGGACGUACUACAAUUGUCGUAGCACACAGAUUGUCAACAAUAAGGAACGCUGAUGUAAUAUACGUGUUCAAAAGCGGUGUGGUCGUAGAGACAGGAAAUCAUGAUGAGCUAAUGAAAAGCAAAGGACACUAUUACGACAUGGUUAUGCUGCAAACAUUCCCAGGCGCUGAUGAAUCAGGUGAUAAGCGGGCAUCAUUAACUCGAGAGAUUUCCGUCAGAAGUGAAAAAGAUGAAGACGAUUUUAUUCCAAUGAAUACUGAGAUUUCUGACGCUAAAGAUAACGCCAAUGACGUUUCAUUCAUGCAAGUACUCAAGCUAAACAAGCCAGAAUGGAAAUCCAUCACUGCUGCCAGUCUUUGUUCUCUGAUAAGCGGAUUUGCGAUGCCAAUGCUUGCUGUUAUUUUAGGAGAUUUCAUUGGCAUUUUAUCCCAUCCAGAUCCAGAUGUAGUUCAGGCAGAAGUCCAAAGAUAUGCACUCAUUUUCGUAGGUAUUGGUGUCUUCUCGGGAAUUGCGAACUUUAUACAAGUAUUCUUGUACGGCGUGGCUGGAGAACACCUGACAGAGCGACUGCGUCGUAUGCUGUUUGGAAAGCUGCUGCAGCAAGAGAUUGCGUUUUACGACGACAAGGACAACUCCACAGGCGCUCUCUGCGCUCGCCUGGCUGGCGAGGCAGCUUCAGUGCAAGGAGCCACGGGCCAAAGAAUUGGCACAGUCCUAUCGGCCAUUGGUACCUUUGGGUUCGCUCUAGUCCUUUCUCUUAUAUAUGAAUGGAGGGUUGGAUUGGUCGCGUUAACUUUCGUGCCAAUUAUGGUCGCAAUAUUAUAUAAGGAAGGAAGAAUGGUCAGUGCACAAUCGUUUGGGGCAGCUAAAACCAUGGAAUCCAGUUCUAAGAUAGCUGUAGAAGCAGUUGCAAACGUUCGAACAGUGGCCUCACUUGGUAGAGAAGAACAAUUCGUUACGGAAUACAGUGUCAAGCUAUUGCCCGGCUUAGCCCUCGCCAAGAAAGCUACACACUAUCGUGGCAUCGUCUUUGGUCUCUCCAGGGGACUUUUUAAUUUCGUUUACGCUGCGGCCAUGUAUUAUGGUGGAACUCUCAUUGUAUAUGACCAAAUUGGCUAUGAUGUUGUUUUGAAAUCGGCACAGGCGUUACUAAUGGGUGCGUCUUCGGCGGCACAAGCGUUUGCAUUUGCUCCCAACUUCCAAAAGGGAAUCAAAGCUGCUGGUCGUAUUAUUGUACUGCUGAACAGAGAAUCCAAAAUCAGGGAUCCAGAUCAACCUGCGGUUAAGGAUUUCAGAGGAACUGGUGAAUCCAGCUUACAAGGAGUAUACUUCAAAUACCCCACACGUCCUAUGAUAAGCGUGCUCAAAGACUUCAACCUUGAAGUAGAAAAGGGCAAGACCGUCGCUCUGGUGGGUGCCAGUGGGUGCGGAAAGAGCACUGUCAUACAACUGCUCGAAAGAUACUACGAUCCUAAUGAAGGCCUAGUGGCUCAAGAUGGCGUGCCUCUAACAAAAAUUCGUCUCCAUGAAGCCAGAAGGACCAUCGGUUUUGUGCAGCAGGAGCCUAUCCUAUUCGACCGCACGAUUGGCGAGAACAUUGCCUACGGAGACAAUGCGCGUAAACCGAGCCGAGACGAAAUCGAAGCCGCUGCUAAACAAGCCAAUAUUCAUAAUUUCAUUACGUCUCUACCGUUGGGUUACGAUACGAAUAUCGGCUCAAAAGGUACUCAAUUGUCUGGAGGACAGAAGCAAAGAGUGGCCAUCGCAAGAGCGUUGAUAAGGAAACCACAAAUGCUACUGCUGGAUGAAGCCACCAGCGCACUUGACACGGAAAGUGAAAAGGUGGUGCAAGAGGCCCUGGACUUGGCGAAGGCCGGGCGCACGUGCGUGAUGAUCGCGCACCGCCUGAGCACGGUGCGGGACGCCGACGUCAUAUGCGUCGUGCACGACGGACGCGUCGCAGAGCGCGGCACGCACCAGGAGCUCAUGGACCUCAGGAAACUGUACUACAACCUCAACCGGCGUGGAUAUUCAUAGGGAAAUCUAAUUGGAGUUCCGUUAGAAUGUUUAUAGUUUGUGUCAUUUAGGGUGGGUGUUCGCUGAUUUUUUAUUGUAUGAGAAGCUUCAUAGUUCACUGCUGAGUGACGUCAGAUGCCGCCGCCAAACGCCAAUUUGGAUGGAGCCUAGAGCAUAUUGUUAUUUAUGGAAAGUAACACUCUGGGCAUCCAGGCAUUGAUGUCUUAUAAAAUACGAUUUUACUAGAAAAAAAUAUAGAGGACUGAGAUUUUGUUUAGUUGUGAAAUUAAAAUAAGUAGGGAAUUUUAGGGAUUAUUUAUUUUCCUCUACGAUAUUUUGGAUGGUAAGAAUUUUCAUGAUUCUUCAGAGUCAUUCCAAAUGCAAGUAGGUAAGUAAUUUAUUUUGGCACAAUUUAAUUCUUUUUCAAAAAAGGUAAUAUACCUAGUCUUUAUUUAUUUAUUUCAAUAUUAAACUAAGUAUUAAAACACUGCAUUUUAUCUACUACCUACUACUAUUACUGCCAUACCAUUAGACCAUUACUACUAUUGUAACUACUUUGACUAUUAUUGAACUAUAGUGUACCUUAGUGCUACUACAAUACGAUGCACAAACUUGUACAAAAAAUAUUACAUUAAAUUUAAAAGUGGAAAAAUUACUGUCUUGGGUGAGACUUGAACUCACGACCCCUGGAUCGAUACUCCAGUGCUCUGCCAUCUGAGCCACCAAGACCCAAAAAAAAAUUAAUAUGGGUAGCACAUCGUAACUGGUGAAUUUCCAAUAUGACUUGGAACUCCGGUAGCCGUCUAAGAAGUGUAACACUCUUACGGUAGAUGUCGCUAAGGGUCCCCUUGACCUAUAAUAUGGUGGAAAGAUUUGCUGGCUAUGGAUGAGGUCUUGGUGGCUCAGAUGGCAGAGCACUGGAGUAUCGAUCCAGGGGUCGUGAGUUCAAGUCUCACCCAAGACAGUAAUUUUUCCACUUUUAAAUUUAUUCUAAGCUUAAUAGCAUCGUUCGCAGACGUUUCUGCUUGUUAAAAAUUAAAAUAUUACAUUGUUAACGAGUAAGGUAUUAUAGGAUGAAUGUACCAGUCCCAUUUUUAAAGACUUUGAAACAGUACCAGUAUCAACCAUUUUUCUCUUAAAAUUAAAUUUACUUACUUAAAGUUGCACUAUAAGUAAUGUGUGAUGAUCUAAGUAAUGUGUAUGAAAUUGUAAAAUUUCAUACAUUUCCUUUUAAGACUUGGUUUUAUUAUUUUGGUUGGUACAAUAAUAAAACUGAGAGACUUUAAGAAUUCUCAAUAUUUCCAAGUAAGUAUGAAUUAGUGUACUACUGGUACACUCAACCUACUUAAUUUAUUAUGUCAGUAAAUAGUUUAGUGAAAAAUCAACAUGAUUUAUUUUGUACUUAUUUGUAAUGCAAAUUUUACAUUUAAAUUAAAACCUUACCAAAUU